Mus pahari (shrew mouse) is the source of this 333-nucleotide messenger RNA. RefSeq names its product small integral membrane protein 35 (gene Smim35). Lineage: Eukaryota; Metazoa; Chordata; Mammalia; Rodentia; Muridae. The transcript is spliced from 4 exons. Bases 1 to 333 code for a protein of 110 amino acids. The record is from RefSeq and is a predicted model, not a curated record.
AUGGCGGAACGGAGAAGUGCACCUGGCGGAGAGGUGGAACUGGAGACAGGGCAGCUGCAACAGGCUCUGAAGUCAGCUGGAAGUGACGACUCCAUCAGCACACUGGGCAUGAUCCUUGGAGUGGGACUGUCACUGCUGCUCGUGUCCAUCCUAGGCUACAGUUUGGCCAAGUGGUACCAGCGCGGGUACUGCUGGGACGGGCCUAACUUUGUCUUCAACUUAUACCAAAUCCGGAACCUGAAGGACUUGGAGGUGGGCCCACCCUUCACCAUCAGCGGCCACAUGAGCAGCCCGGAUGGUGGCUACAUGAAGUUCUCCAAUGACAGAGUCUGA